Molecule: messenger RNA, 660 nt
Organism: Zingiber officinale
Lineage: Eukaryota; Viridiplantae; Streptophyta; Magnoliopsida; Zingiberales; Zingiberaceae
Exons: 2
Coding region: 1-660 (219 amino acids)
Source: RefSeq, a predicted model, not a curated record
AUGUCGGUUGUUCAUGGAUAUGGUACCCUGCACACAACUAGUAUGUCUUUCACUCCUUCGAUAUCAAAUGAAUCUGCAACUCCGACUUUUGUCCCGGAGACUCAACUUUCCAACCGUGAAUCCCUAAUUGAGGUGGACAAUUUUGAAAAAGCUGUUUCAAAUGUUGAGGGUACAAGAAAGCGUUCAAGUUGGACAAAGGUUGAAGACGAGGCGGAUGCUUUUUGGGGGCGUGUUGCAAGCUACUACAAUGAGAAUCAUCCCCCAGGUUCAAACAACAGAAGUAUAAAUGUUAUAUGGUCACAUUGGCACAAUACAAUCCAAAAGAAGGUAUAUCGAUUCAACACAAAUUAUAAUAGUGUUUAUAGUUCAUAUCGAAGUGGUCACAGUGAUGAAGAUAUAUUGAGGUUUGCGUAUGAAAAAUAUCGAUCAGAAAGCAAUGGCGUUGCAUUCAAUCUUGAGCAUGUGUGGAGAAUUGUCAAAGACUAUCCAAUGUUUACUCCACAGUUUGCUGAUCACUUUGUGGCCACAAAGAAGAUGAGGACCUCAGAAUUGGGAGCAAGCAACACCUCCUCCAACCAAGAUGUGAUUAUAAACCUAAAUGAUGAAGAUACUCAUCCAAUGGGACAGAAGGUAGCAAAAAAAAGGGAAAAGAAAAAGUAA